Messenger RNA from Drosophila hydei, 1709 nucleotides. RefSeq lists its product as uncharacterized. The coding region runs from base 106 to 1521 and encodes 471 amino acids. NCBI's taxonomy places the organism in Eukaryota, Metazoa, Arthropoda, Insecta, Diptera, Drosophilidae. The record is from RefSeq and is a predicted model, not a curated record. The transcript has a single exon.
AAAACGUUUUUGAAAUCUAAUUUUUGAUCAUUGAUCAAAAUUUUUUCCGUAAGCAAUAUAUACUCUAAAAAAUUUUAAAUAAAUACAGAACCGUUUCUUAACGACAUGGGAGAAAAGGUCCAUCGCGUUAUCGUGUCUCUUACAGACACAAUGCACAAGUUAUCUAGCAGCAACAAAAAUACACCGAUCGAUAGCGAUGUCAAGCUCAUGGAUAAGACCACAUUGCUGCUGCGAACGCGGAACAGUGCGGAAACGGGUAAGCCGCUAACAGCGCGAUACUAUCAUCAGCUGCAAUUCGACGCUGUGGGCUAUGAAGACGAUCGGCACAUGCGGAACGAACUGACCUACCUGUUGGACCAAAUGAUUCGAGAACAUCGUCACGGCUGUAUGCUAAGGCUGACCCCUCGACGCUCACAUAAUAUUAAGCUGCUGACGCAUCUAUUGGUCUCCCAUUUGGACAAGUUACUGGCCAAGCUGCCUUAUCAGCUGAUUGGCAUCAAUGUGGAAUACUAUGAUGUACGCAAAUUCGAUUUGGUCAACAUGCUGUUAAGCUCAACUCGAGGCAGACAACAGACAAGCACACGAGCGAUGCAGACAACACGCGAAAUGUUCCAAUGGCUGCACAACGAAUAUGCCAUGCUGCGUGCACGCGGAACUGGCGACGAUCACAUCAAUGUGGAGUUGAUACUCAGCGAUGGCAUUCAAAAGUCUCACCAGAUAUAUCUGUCACUCUACCAUAUCUUUGACUGCACUGAACGCACAGACAUAAAGGACUUUUUCAAGGCGUUUUCCGCUGGCAAGCGCUGUAAGAGUACUCUGCUUACCGAUUGCAUCAAGGAGUCGUUUGAUUUGAAGCGACCCGCGCGCACUUUAAUUCUGUGCGAGAUGCCACUGGACAAGGAAUCCACGUGUGAGACACACAAAUUUCUACAUCUGGCUAACUUGAUCUACUCCAGCAUUGGUGCCGCCCGGGGCAACACCGAAGUGCCAAAACCUAUCGGUACCAAGAGAACAAGGAUGAGCAGCACCAGCAGCAGCAGUCACUCAAUAGAAUCGAGCAAACCACAGUAUCAAACAGGUUUGAUGAACGCACCGUUCCGUUCGCGUCCGGUAAACCUUUCCCAUGAUGACUAUAGCAAAUUGGCCUCUUGGUACCAUCGCAUUGACUUGAAAUUUUCGGAAGUAAAACUCAGCAUGGAGCGCCAUUACAAUUUUCAGUAUCGCCAAAAGUUCAUGAAACUCUGUAAGCAGAUGAGCUCCUACCGGAUCCUCAACGACAAGAGCGGUGGCGAUGCUCACGGUGUGCUGCUCAAGAACAGUUCCAGGGACCUGAUGGCUGCCUCAAGCUAUGCAGAGGCGCUCAAACAGUUUCGUCAGCUUGAAAGGGACGUGAAAAGGUGCCCGUUCUCGCCCACCUUGACGACGUAUAUGAGUACCAAAAACUACGAGUUGCUCAAUGCGGAGGAGGCUUUGCAGCAACAGGAAAUAGCCAAUUUGAAGGAGCAUAGAAGCCGAAUAUAAAUUAAAAUUUCUGACACUUUCUCCUUGUAGGCGAUCAAAUAUAUUUGUCUGUUUACUGCCUAAACAUAAAUACUCUAGAUGAGGGAUUAAUGGCUUUAAGCAGCAAUCAGUCAAACAUGUCGCGAGCCUACACACACCAAACUUGUUAAAUCUGUCACUUCCAAUCGAAAUUGAAGUAAAAAAAUGUA